This is a messenger RNA of Larimichthys crocea (large yellow croaker), 1954 nucleotides long. RefSeq names its product vascular cell adhesion protein 1-like. The transcript is spliced from 8 exons. The coding region runs from base 155 to 1498 and encodes 447 amino acids. NCBI's taxonomy places the organism in Eukaryota, Metazoa, Chordata, Actinopteri, Sciaenidae. The record is from RefSeq and is a predicted model, not a curated record.
UUUUUCUUUUUGUCACAAAUGUCAUGUGACAAAUUCAAGUGAACUGCACUUCCCUGAAAUUGGGUAACGUGUUUUGACUUGAAAAUCACAAUCCAUCAAGUUUUGUUUUUUCCCCACCGUUGGCUUGCUUGGAAGCAAGUCUCUGUCUGUGAACAUGGUGACAGCCAGCAUGUUACUGAGUGUCUUCUUUGUUUCAGGUGCUUUGGCUGCUUGUUCUAAGGAUUCACACCUCUUCAUUACUGCACCACAGAAGAUGGAAGCACUGAGUGGAUCUUGUUUGCUAAUCCCAUGUACCUUUAGAGCUAAAUCAGAACAAGAGUUUGACAACAGCAGAGAAACUUUUGGAGUGUGGAUUAAAACUGACUCUAGAUUUGACAUCGAUUCAAAGAAUGUGAUUUUCAGCAGCAGUAGGACAGAUAACAUCUAUCCAAUGAGAUUUACUGGAAACCUGAGAGAGAAAAACUGCACCACUUUAUUUUCCAAUUUAACCACAAGUUAUACAGACACAUACUACUUUAGAGUUGAGAAAAAAACAUUCAAGGCAACAGCUUCUUGUAAUCCUCUUCAAAUAACAGUUCAAGAUUCUCCUCUGAGCCCCAGAAUUGAGAUCUCAGGUGAUCUGAAGGAGAAGGAGUCUGUCAGUAUAACCUGCUCAGCUUUCACUCCCUGUCCACACUCCCCUCCUAAACUCACCUGGAAUCUCCAACAAGACUCUCACAACAAAAUCCAGGAAAACACAGAUGGGACCUUUACAACUAAAAUCCAGAAGACCAUCACUCUGUCAGACCAACAUGAUGGAUACAACAUCACCUGUUCUGUCACAUAUCCUGUGAAUGAAGGAAAACAUGUCAAGACAGCAGAGCAGAGAAAGACUCUCAGUGUUUCAUAUGCUCCUAAAGACACCUCAGUGUCCAUCAGUCCAUCAGGUUUGGUGUCAGCAGGUAGCUGGGUGAACCUGACCUGCUCCAGCAGAGCCAAGCCUCCCGUCAGCCGCUUCACCUGGUUCAAGAUCAGCAAAGAUGGACCCAUGACUGUAUCUGAAGGACCAUUUUACAGCGUUAAUGUGACAGAUGUAGAAGAUUAUUACUGUGUGGCCACAAAUGAUCUUGGAAACCAAACAGCAUCAGUGAUUCAUCUGAGUGAAGGAGCAACCUCUUCCAGCCCAGUGGGGGCUGUUGUUGGAGGGAUCAUUGUAAUCGUUGUACUCAUCUGUGUGGCUGUUGCUGCUUGGUGGUUAAAGUCAAAACAUCAAACUUCACAACAGACACAGAGCCUAAGAGCUGUUCAAGAAUCAGCCAGAGCAGAAGAAAAACAAGACAUUCAUUAUGGAGAGAUCGACUUCUCCAAGCAAAGACCUGAACGGUCCUUGUCCUCAGUGCAUGACAGUGGACAGCAGCAGGACACACUGUAUGCACAGGUCAGAGUGUCCAAGACAGCAAACAGCUUAACACAGACUGGUGAUGGUUCAGAGUCUAUCUAUGCUCAAGUGAAGAAGUAAAGUACAAGAAAGUAUUCUUCAUACCUGCAGUUAAUUUAAUUGUAUUGAAAAUGUGAAAUUCUGUGUGUUUUUCUUUAUCAGUAUGUAACAAAGAUGAAGUACAGCCCUUGUUUCUGCAUGUGAAGGUUUUUAUUUUUUGUACUUGCAUAAAGGUUUUUGCACACAACUCACAGCAUGUGUUGAUGCACACUUUAGAUUUUGUGUAUAAAUGUUACCAAGUUACUUCACUUCUGUAGCAAAAACAAAAAAAACUUCCUGUAUCACCAGAUAUAAUCAGUAACAGAGAUAGUGGAUGUAUUUAGGCAGACUUUCUGUCUAAAGGUCACCUGCAGUCCAGCUGAUUUAAAACAUAAACCAACAACUGGAACUAAAUUAGCAAGAAAUUAAUUAAAUUUAACUAAAAUCUUGCAAACUCACUUCUUUAUGAUUUGACAUUAAAUUUCAUUUUUAAGUGCA